This is a messenger RNA of Penicillium alfredii, 1893 nucleotides long. It is a transcript of the gene tah18, whose product is annotated as NAPDH-dependent diflavin reductase. Lineage: Eukaryota; Fungi; Ascomycota; Eurotiomycetes; Eurotiales; Aspergillaceae. The coding region runs from base 1 to 1893 and encodes 630 amino acids. Gene Ontology annotation, cellular component: cytosol. The transcript has 4 exons. Gene Ontology annotation, molecular function: FMN binding; NADPH-hemoprotein reductase activity; flavin adenine dinucleotide binding. The record is from RefSeq and is a predicted model, not a curated record.
AUGGGCGACAGCCAGCCUCAUUCGACAAAACGCUCGGCGCUUAUCCUGUAUGGCUCUGAGACAGGCAAUGCCCAGGAAGUGGCCGAGGAAUUGGGCGCCCUCGCCGAACGUCUCCGAUUUGCGACACACGUAUCCGAGUUGAAUCAGGCCAAGCCGGAACAUCUGCCUUCGCACACUCUCACAAUCUUCGUGGUUUCAACGACCGGCCAGGGAGAUCUCCCCGCGAAUGCGAGGACGUUUUGGAAAUCGCUUCUGGUGAAGAAACUCCCGCCGACAUAUUUGAGUGGGGUCAACUUUGCGUCGUUUGGCUUGGGGGAUAGCUCAUAUCCCAAGUUCAAUUGGGCAAUCCGGAAGCUCUACAAGCGAUUACUGCAGCUGGGCGCGAAUGAUAUUUACCCCACGGGCGAAGCAGACCAACAACAUCCUGAAGAACUCGAGGGCACAUUCAUACCGUGGAUGACCAAUUUUCGGAAGCAUCUGCUUGACAGACAUCCUCUACCUCCCGGACAACAUGUCAUUCCCGAUGAUGUGCAACUACCACCCAAAUGGAUAUUGCAAUUGAGGGAAGAUGGCGAGUCAACGAAAGUGCCUACACCCGCUGCUCCAACAGAAUUACAUCUGGAGCACGACAUUCGACCUCUCCCAAAUACCUUGCAUGCAACCCUGGUUGAGAAUCGGCGUGUGACUCCACCGAAACAUUGGCAGGAUGUGCGAUAUGUGUCCCUGACCGUCCCCGACUCGGUCUCCUAUGUCCCGGGGGACAUGAUCGCCAUCACACCCAAGAGUUCGGCAGCCGAUGCCCAGCUUCUGAUCGACCUGAUGGGAUGGGGCGAACAGGCAGAUCGCCCAAUUUCUUUAGUUCCCACAGGCGAUAUAUCUUCUCCGCCCCCAAUACCGGGUCUUGACUCAUAUCCCAACCUGACAUUACGUGCACUCCUCAUUGAUUAUCUGGAUAUUCGAGGGAUCCCCCGCCGGUCAUUCUUUGCCGCAAUUUCACACUACACGGAGGAUGACAGGCACAAGGAACGGUUACAAGAAUUCACCAAUCCCGAUUAUCUCGACGAACUAUGGGACUAUACGACACGGCCACGACGCAGUAUUCUUGAGGUGUUGCACGAGUUCCACUCGGUUAAGAUCCCCUGGCAGCACGCGCUGUCGGUUCUUCCGAUCAUGCGAGCCCGACAGUUUAGCAUCGCCAGCGGCGGGAAGCGCAAGCAGGCCGCAGAUGGCACGACACAGUUCGAGCUGCUGAUCGCUAUCGUUAAAUACCAGACCGUCAUCAAACGCAUCCGAGAAGGCGUCUGCACCAAGUAUCUCUCGAUGCUCCAACCGGGAAGUACCCUCCGCGUCCAGCUACAAUCCGGAGGCAUCAAUUCCUCGGUACAGCAGCUCACCGCCGCCACCGUGCUUAUCGGCCCCGGCACAGGUAUUGCGCCUCUCCGCUCCAUGCUGUGGGAAAAGGCAGCACUCGUCCAGCAAUUCCGCGAACAAAACCCUGGCGUGGAACCACCCAUUGGUCCCACCGUUCUCUUGUACGGCGGGCGCAACCGAGCCUCUGAUUUCUUUUUCGAGGAAGAAUGGAGCUACUUGAGCAAGAUCAUUCCACUGCAGGUGCUGACAGCGUUCUCGCGAGACCAGCAGCAUAAGGUCUAUGUGCAGAACACUAUCCGACAGAACUUUGCGCUCUUUUCCCGUCUUUUGCAUGAUAUGCAGGGCUCUGUUUAUAUUUGCGGAUCCUCUGGGCGGAUGCCUCAAGCUGUGCGAGAGGCGCUUAUUGAGACCUUCCAACAUGGUGGGACGCCGGCACCGGGCGGUCCGUUCAGUCGGGCACAAGCAGAGGAAUACUUGAUUAGUAUGGAGAAGAGUGGACGUUAUAAACAAGAGACGUGGUGA